Anopheles coustani is the source of this 2323-nucleotide messenger RNA. It is a transcript of the gene STUB1, whose product is annotated as E3 ubiquitin-protein ligase CHIP. The transcript has 5 exons. The record is from RefSeq and is a predicted model, not a curated record. Gene Ontology annotation, molecular function: ubiquitin protein ligase activity; protein-folding chaperone binding. Gene Ontology annotation, biological process: protein quality control for misfolded or incompletely synthesized proteins; cellular response to misfolded protein; proteasome-mediated ubiquitin-dependent protein catabolic process. Bases 339 to 1205 code for a protein of 288 amino acids. NCBI's taxonomy places the organism in Eukaryota, Metazoa, Arthropoda, Insecta, Diptera, Culicidae. Gene Ontology annotation, cellular component: Z disc; cytoplasm.
UUCGUUCAAGGGGAUGAAAGAAAGAAAAGCGAAUGCACAAUAAUCUCUAGUGAGCAACGGUGCACGGUGACCGAGUUUUGCCUGGAAUUUUCCGCCGCUGCAUUCAGUAGCUAGCAGUAGCGGUUGUCGUUGCGUGGGUGGUACCUUUGUGUUUUCCGCGGAAAAAGAUCUCUUCGCUAUACCCGUGGGGUCGAAGACUAGUCGUUGGACUUGUUUUCCAUAUCAGUCUUGAGUGAUUGCCAAGUUAGCCAAACUGCAUAUUCUGCGUAGUUGUUUCGAUCGCGUAAGUGAAACCCGCACAUAGCACCUUCUUCGCAUCUGCAGCAGACAUCAGCAAGAUGAGCAAGCAUAUGUACACAACGGCGAACCUUUCGGAUGUUGAGCUGAAGGAUCAAGGCAAUCGGUUAUUCACCGCACGCAAAUACGACGAUGCUGUAAAUCUCUACACAAAAGCGAUCAUCAAAAACUCCACGAAUGCCACCUACUUCACCAACCGAGCCCUGUGCCACAUUAAAAUGAAGCGUUGGGAAACGGCCUGCAGCGACUGCCGGCGUGCGCUCGAUAUGGACCCGAACCUUGUCAAGGGUCACUUCUUCCUCGGGCUCAGUCUGAUGGAGCUGGAAUCGUUCGACGAAGCGAUCAAGCACCUGCAGCGGGCCCACGAUCUGGCCAAGGAGCAGAAGCUCAAUUUUGGCGAUGACAUUGCAUCCCAGCUGCGCCUGGCACGCAAGAAGCGGUGGAACAUACAGGAGGAGAAACGCAUCUGUCAGGAAAUAGAACUGCAGUCUUAUUUGAAUAGACUAAUUACCGAGGACAUGGAAAAUCGGCUAGCCAAGCUGAAGGUGGACGAUACGAUCAACGAAGAAACGCUGAAGGAAAAAGUCCAGGAAAUAGAACGAGAAGGCGAAAAUCACAUGACUGAGUUGAAUAAUAUCUUCGCCAAAGUUGACGAUAGACGGCGGAAACGCGAAGUACCUGAUUACCUUUGCGGUAAGAUCAGCUUCGAGCUGCUGGUGGAUCCCGUCAUUACCCCGUCCGGGAUGACCUACGAACGGAAGGACAUCGAGGAGCACCUGCAACGAGUCGGCCACUUCGAUCCGGUGACGCGCGUCAAGCUUACGCAGGACCAACUGAUAUCGAACUACUCGAUGAAAGAGGUGGUCGAUGCGUUCCUCCAGGAGAACGAAUGGGCACUGGACUAUUAAAAAGAGCAUUCAAUGGUGUUUCCUAAAGCGAUAAGAUAUGCAGUAUCCAUAUAUCAUAUCCUCACUACACACCACACGUCCAACCAAUACUACUUCUCCGUUUUAUUUUAUCUAUUAAUCCACUUUCGUAGAAUUGCCCUUCGUUUUGGUUGAUAUAUCAGUCUUUCGUUUCAGACAAGGACUUAAGUACUACAUUUCCCGACAUGAGUUAACGGUGUGAACUAAUGGCGUUGGUUAAUACAGUAGAAAAAGGGUAUCGUUUGUCCGCGUUUUGUGACCAGAGGGCGCACUGGGUUCUUCCGUUUGCAUACUCUUCUGGCCUGGAGCCGAUUACUUUCACGGGAAUGUGAUUUAAAACUAGUGGUAAGAGAAGUAAUGUACAGUUAAUUAGUGUUAGCAGUAUGUCCGCAUGCUAUCGGUCAGCUCCCGUUGCUCAACAACGUUGGCAAACGAUACACCGAGGGAAAGCGUGUGUUUUAAGCAAAUUUGAAUGAAUGCAGUUUUGGUUAGAAGAUAAAACGAUAUUGAUAUAAUCCCAAAAAUGUUCGAUCAUAAAAAGAUAGAAUCCAAAAACGCUUCAAACAGUUCCACUUGUAGCAAGUUGUUUGGGAUUGAUUUCGGGGAAGUUUUCUAAGCUGCUCAUACCGACCUGCCGAUGCGUUCUGGCGUGAGGUGAAACCGUUUAGGAAUUUGGCGCAGAGCUGACAUAUCUUUUUACAAGCUUCCCAGAAUAGUAAGAUACAAAAUUAUGGCUUCAGUACCAGGAGUAGCCCUAUCUGUUAUAGAAAAUGGUGGUGUUCUGUAGCUUCCGUUUUUCGUUAGGAAACUAAAAAAAAUGUGGAAAGUUGAUUGUUUUUCCUUUUAGUGCUUCUAUGCGAGGAAAAUUAGCUACUUAAAACAAAUGUUCCGUGUUUAUCCACGAUUAGUGAGUCGUAAUUUAGGGUCAAAUCUGUCAAAUAAAUCUUUCAUAAAGGAAUACUUUCGGCAACACAGUCGGCUUGGUUAUCUUUCGAUUGGUUACGCAUUUAAAGGCAUUUUGUUUGCUAAUGAAUUAAUUAUUUUCUUAGGACAAAUAAAUUGAACUGAAGUUUAUUUUAUUUCAAACUACAUAAACUCUG